This is a messenger RNA of Enhydra lutris kenyoni (northern sea otter), 1106 nucleotides long. It is a transcript of the gene RTF2, whose product is annotated as replication termination factor 2 domain containing 1. Bases 122 to 1039 code for a protein of 305 amino acids. Lineage: Eukaryota; Metazoa; Chordata; Mammalia; Carnivora; Mustelidae. The record is from RefSeq and is a predicted model, not a curated record. Gene Ontology annotation, cellular component: nucleus. Gene Ontology annotation, biological process: mitotic DNA replication termination; site-specific DNA replication termination at RTS1 barrier. The transcript is spliced from 9 exons.
GCGGCCGCCGUGUUGCGUCAUCCCAGCGCGCCGGAAGUGACUGCAGCGGUCGCCAGGGCCCCCCCCCCCCCGGAAGUGGUCGCUGUGGAGUGUAGCUGCUGACUCUGACUCCUGGUUUGCGAUGGGUUGCGACGGAGGAACAAUCCCGAAAAGACACGAGCUGGUGAAGGGGCCGAAGAAGGUUGAGAAGGUUGACAAAGAUGCUGAGCUAGUGGCCCAGUGGAACUAUUGCACUCUAAGUCAAGAAAUAUUAAGGCGACCAAUAGUUGCCUGUGAACUCGGCAGACUUUAUAACAAAGAUGCUGUCAUUGAGUUUCUAUUGGACAAAUCUUCUGAAAAGCCUCUUGGGAAGGCAGCAUCUCACAUUAAAAGCAUUAAGAAUGUGACAGAACUGAGGCUUUCUGAUAAUCCUGCCUGGGAAGGGGACAAAGGAAACACAAAAGGUGACAAACACGAUGACCUCCAGCGGGCACGUUUCAUCUGCCCCGUUGUGGGCUUGGAGAUGAAUGGCCGGCACAGGUUUUGCUUCCUGCGGUGCUGUGGUUGUGUGUUUUCUGAGCGAGCCUUGAAAGAGAUAAAAGCAGAAGUUUGUCACACAUGUGGGGCCGCCUUCCAGGAUGACGAUGUCAUCGUGCUCAACGGCACCAAGGAGGAUGUGGAAACGCUGAAGGGGAGGAUGGAGGAGAGGAGGCUGAGGGCAAAGCUGGAGAAGAAAGCAAAGAAACCCAAGGCGGCAGAGUCUGCCUCAAAGCCAGGUGUCAGUGAAGAAUUUCCAGGGCCAUCAAAAAUUAAGACAGGGAAGCCUGAAGAAGCCAGCCUUGAUUCUAGAGAGAAGAAAGCCAGCUCAGCUCCCCGGAGUGCAGCAAACGGGAGCUCUUCUGGAAAAGUCGGGAAGCCUCUGGGUGGACCCCCAAAGCGGUCCAUUGCGGACAGCGAAGAGUCGGAAGCUUAUAAGUCCCUUUUCACGACUCACAGCUCCGCCAAGCGCUCCAAGGAGGAGUCCGCCCACUGGGUCACCCACACGUCCUACUGCUUCUGAAGCACGUGCUGCACCCCGUGCCACACAGGCCCGUCCAGUUUCCACCAGGGCAGGUGGCCGGGGCAUG